AUGUGCCAGCUGCUAUGCUUAAUGCCCCGUCUCGACGCAAUUGUGCUUUGCUGUCUUCCAAGAUGUAGCCCAACUUCACUGCACCCAGUCGUCAAUGCCCGCGACUUGAGCAGCACGACCAACAACACGGACAGUCCGCCGAAACCUUCAGAUAGUCUGCAUUUGGGAUCGAGACCAGGCAUUCUUCAACCUCGAACCAUUCGAGGUCGUCUCAUACAACGAGAACCCGAUUCCGGCACCUACAUCGAUCCAGAAGGAGGCAUCUGGCUUUCCGAUAAAUCCGAUGUUGAACUCGGCGGAAUACCGGAGAACGAGGAUGACCCUUCACUCUGGCUCAGCGUACUUGUUGCCGCAAAGCAAAAACAGGGGAGAGGCGGCGUCCUUGCUGUUUGGGAGGCUGUGAAACGGCGCAGGUCAUGGAGGGACGUGACGAGCGAAGAAGCAAAAUCAUUAUGGGGCAUCAUUCUGGAAAACGUCCUCCACGACGAGGACAGGCUCAAGGACGUUGCGUUAUUCGCAGAGCGUCUCCUUCAUGAUAACUCUGCCCAAUGGCCAUCGUUAUACCUGACCACAGUCUCGUACUGUCUCCGGAAGGGCCAGUACCGGCGAGCACUGCAGUGGCACAUGCGUCUGAUGCCGAACUUUGACCCCGGACAGGAAGCCUUCGGUGCCUUAUUACGAGAAUUCGCGGCUACCAGCGACCCCGACAUGCAACAGAUAUUACAAGCUCUGUAUCUGACAGCCAUACACCGCGGGUUAUACAAUGAGAUCAUCCCCCUCCUCUACGAACGCGGCCUUUCUCAACAAUGCGCCGGAUGGCGUCAUGCGUUCAUACACCACGACGAUCUACCCCCACCGAAUAUCGAGUCACAGCCGUAUUUGAGGUUUCUUGCCCGUUACUACCCAACCAUCACCCUUGAACUAGAGGAACAGGUCGUCAUUGGCUUGAACUCCAAGGCCUACUGGGACGCCCAGGACGACUCAUUGUGGGAUGCCAUUCAUGACACACAUGGCGAUGAGAGUGGGCCUCCGGGAAGACAGCACAGUGAUAAACUUGGAGCGCGGUGGUUUGCAAGUUCUUGGGUGCCUCUUGACUUUGCAAUUCAUGCUGUUCAUGCCCUCGGGGUGCACCACAUCGGCCCUCUGUCACUCCAGUCGAUUGCCUUGCGCGAACCGACAGCCAAAGGGGUCUUGAUCCGGAUCGAACAGCUACGGGCAGUCAAUAUUGGCAUUGGACACUCAGCUUACGCGUGGGUGCUGAAACGAUUCGCCGAGAAUAACGAGGACGAGCUGCUCGCGGAAUUGCUGCAUACCGACAUACACCCAGACGUCUUCGACGACCCUGCGAUGCUUGCCAGCAUCCGUGACAAGGCCUUUGAUGAGGGAGACUGGAAGACACACCGGCUCUUGCUGUCCGUCCAGCCCGCAAUGGUGGAAGAUUCGGUCGACUCCACGUCGAACGUCUUGUUGCACCAUCUCGUCGACGAAGGGAGGUUCAAACAAGCUUUGGCUUUGCUGGAUGAAAUGCGAACGAUGGACAUCGGGGUCCACGCAUCAACGAUGCAGCACAUCUGCGCGAGUCUUGUCGAUCCCUUGCCGUGGAAUCCAAAAACGACGACAUCCAACCAGGAGGCGUUUUCCACGGCCAUCGCCUUCCUUACACGCCUGACGCUGUUGCAAAAGCCUCUACAUUCGCGCUACUGGCAGAAGGUACUCUUCGGACUCGGCAAAUUUGGUCGCUUCGACGUGUUGGAGGACAUCAGCCUUGGCAUAUUGGACACGCACCGGCAUCUUUGCAUCUCCAAUGCCGGACUGCUUCCGGUCCAUCCGCUGGAUGCACCGCCUCUGUGUGUAGAGAGCUCGACUAGAAACGUUUUUGUCCCGACAGACUUGCCCAUAUCCCAUGAGCAGCACCCGAUGCGCCGAAUCUUUGAUAACCCUGCUCUACACGCCGCCAUUGCCCGUUGGGGAUUCAAGGCCGGCGGGUUGCGAUGCCUCGAUCCUGCGGGGGAUUUCCCCGCGAAUAAGGAGGUACCAGGCGGUGGGUUCUCCCUCGCUCGGGGCGUGCGAUUGCUCGCGGCACUGAAUGAUCGAGGCAUUCCGUUCCGAACGUCUGUUGCCCAGGAGGAGGUCGUCAAGUGCCUGGCUCGGACGUACCUAGCCCAAGCCAACGGCGCGCCCAGGGUGCAGGCGCGAUUGCCCCCGUUGAACAGCAUUCGGGAGCUUUUCAACAAGGCGGCUAGACGUAGGCUUUUGCCAGACGUUGCAGAAUUACAAGACCUUAUGAUGGAGGCACGGGGGAAGCAAAGGAGAGGACAAUGA
Colletotrichum lupini is the source of this 2322-nucleotide messenger RNA. Its product is annotated as pentatricopeptide repeat domain-containing protein. The coding region runs from base 1 to 2322 and encodes 773 amino acids. The transcript is spliced from 2 exons. NCBI's taxonomy places the organism in Eukaryota, Fungi, Ascomycota, Sordariomycetes, Glomerellales, Glomerellaceae. The record is from RefSeq and is a predicted model, not a curated record.